Molecule: messenger RNA, 2205 nt
Organism: Microthlaspi erraticum
Lineage: Eukaryota; Viridiplantae; Streptophyta; Magnoliopsida; Brassicales; Brassicaceae
Source: the annotation of a GenBank genome assembly
AUGCCUCUACUAAAAAAGAAGUCACAUAAACUACUGGAGCUCCCAAAGAACUUGGAGCCACAAGAACUUGUUUAUCAAGUUCGCCUCACAAAGGAGAUUUUCCGAGAUUAUCAAUUGUACUUGAAGAGGAUAAACCUGUAUCGCAAGCGAGUUUGGACAUGUAAAUCUACUGGUAAAACUAGCUUGACCUACGAGGAGGCCUUAGAGACUGAAAAACUGGCAAACAAGAAGGUUCAAACUCUGGCCAGAGAGCUAGUUGCACCUGCUUUACGUAUCAUCCAAUUCAGUACACUCUCGUUGAAAGAUCUUGCUGACGCAAUAGCGACAGAGUUGCAAAAUUGCUUUUUCGCUGGUGCAGAGUUGUAUGGAAAAAGGGAUGGUGAAUUGCAUCCGUGCAAAAUUUUGGAGAUAGUAACAGAUGAAGAUGGUAACCCUCAGUAUGAGGUGGGCUUCCUUGACAAAGAUAAGGAAAUAAAUGAGAACGGAGUGCUGUUUGGGGAGGAUCUGUCAUGGAAGAAGUUUCCAUAUAGUAGAAAUUUUCUGAAGUCUUUCAUUCGGGAUUCCACAUGCCACAGUAUACCUUGGGUGGUUAAUGAAUAUCUGACUAAAGCACAUGGAAUCACGAGAAAGAUUCCCAAGGAACUUCAGAACAAAUAUGUCUUUCAGAAUGGCCAACUGGUUCAGCAAAGGAAGCAGGAAGAUAAAACCGGAAGGGAUAAAGGAAAAAGAAAGAGAACUGAAAAUGGUAGUCAUGCUGCAGAGGAGACAGAUAGAGAGGUUAAUGAGUCUGAAGAAGAACAUAUCAUAUAUCCAAUUGAAGAUUCACUGUUGCCAACGGAUCCCGAUGGUGCUAAUAUCACUCAGCGUCCUUCUCCUUCUCGGGAUUUUAGCGUUUCAAUGGAUUGUGUUGGGGACCUUCUUAUGGUCUGGGACUUUUGUUCCUCAUUUGGUAGGCAGCUCCAUCUAUGGCGAUUUUCUCUUGAAGACUUCGAAAAUGCUGUCUGCCACAAAGAGAGCAACUUGGUUCUUAUCAUGGAAGUGCAUGCCUGUCUUUUCCGGUUCCUCAUCAGUGAUGGUGGUGAUAAUUUCAAAUCCUUAAAGAAAAGGAGUCGUAAGUCAAAGAUAACAUUGAUCACAUGGACAGAGUACUUAUGUGAUUUCUUGGAGUCAGUCGACACUACUGAUUUGUGCUCCGACGUUGGAACAAUCAAGCGUGGACAUUAUGGACUUUUGGAUCCCAGUGUUAAACUGAAAAUCUUAAAGGAAUUAGUGAACCAUAUAACUGAAACAAGUAAGUUCAAGGGGGAAAUAGACGAGCUUGUUGAACAACGGCAUGCCCUUGGAGCUGCUAGAAGAGAAGAAGCAUUGACGGAGGCCCGGCAGAAAAGAGAGGAGAAAGAACGGUCCAAAAUUGGUGAGGAGGCUGAUGGACGUUUGGACAAUAUCAGGUUGGAGAAAAAGAAAAAUAGCCCACAAGUUCUAGUAAGCUGUGAAGACAGCAAAAAGAAAGAGAGCACUGCGUGGGAAAACAAGAUGGAGAAUGGGUUUGUUUCUUCGGAAAAAAAGAGUGAUAGGCUUUUGGGGAAUGUCUAUCUGAGAAAGCACAAAAGGCAGAUGACGGAUACAAAGAUCGAACCAAUGGAGGAGGUUGAGGAGGAGGACGAGGAGGAGGACGAGGAGGAGGACGAGGAGGAGGAGGAAGGGGAAGAGGAGGAGAAAGGAUAUUCGGUGAAGAAGCAAGAGGGUAAAUCAGCAAGCGAAGAUGAGAAAGGAACUUCAGAGAGGAGAGGCCCCGAACGAAGGAGACAAUAUUAUGAACGAGAGAUGGAGAAAAUAGUCAUACGUACAGACCCAUUGGGUAAAGAUCGGGAUUACAACAGGUACUGGUGGUUCCGAAGCAACGGGAGGAUAUUUAUUGAGAAUUCUGAUUGCACAGAAUGGGGCUAUUAUACCUCCAAGGAAGAGCUCGAUGCAUUGAUGGGAUCACUAAACCGUAAAGGGGAGAGAGAGCUGUCGUUACAUACACAGCUGGAGAAGUUCUAUGACAGGAUAUGCUCUACACUACAAAAGAGGACGAAGGACAUUGCCCACAACAUAGAAAUGGAAGAAGCAGUGGUUAGGAGAUCUACUCGUGUAAGGGCUCCACUUCAUGAAAAUCCAGCUAGUGCCUUCUUGAGAUAUGUUAACAAGUGGAAAGAGGACUAA